AUGGAUGUCAGUCAGUCAACGAAGCUGAAUUUCUUAGAUCAUGAGUGGGGGAUUGUGGACCGAGACUUAGGAAAGCGGCAGCAGCAGAAGCUUCUUCUCCUGAAGAACGCUACAGAAAAGAAAGAAAACUGCACACUCCCUGCGCAGGCAUUACCCUGUUCAGGUUCAAAGGGACUUUCUCAGCCUGGUCCCGGUUAG
Arabis nemorensis is the source of this 198-nucleotide messenger RNA. The record is from the annotation of a GenBank genome assembly. Lineage: Eukaryota; Viridiplantae; Streptophyta; Magnoliopsida; Brassicales; Brassicaceae.